AUGAUUAAAGGAGGGCCUGAGGUAAUUCAUCAACAUGGUCCUCUUGACCACAUUAUACAACAACCCAAUGAACAAUGGGAUUGUGCUAAUGUUGUUGGAUUUCCUGGAAUUAGUUCUGCCCCUAGUUAUCCCUCCAAGCAAAUUGUUGAAAGUCGCGGCGAUAAUCCUGAAAGAAAUGAACUUUCCCAGUGGGUUGAGCAUGUCACUAGGCAACUCAUUGAAGAUUUGCCUGAAAAUGAAACCGAAGGCUUACAGAUUAAUGGUACAGGCACAACACAUCAAGACGUGAACAAUAUUGUUCCCGCACUACUGGCAGAGAUAAGGCCUAAGAAAAUUGCGCGAAUAAAUUCUUCUGAGGGCAUUGGACAACCACAACAUCAAUGGAGCUCUCAUGAUGAUCAUCUCGCGAGAGGUGAAAAUAAUACAAACAGAAAUGAGACAGCAGGUAAUAAAGGAAUGAAUGGUCUAGAUGAUCAAGGAUUAAACUUGAUCACUCUUCUUUUGGAAUGUGCAGUUGCUAUAUCAGUAGAUAACUUAGGGGAAGCUCAUAGAAUGUUACUUGAGCUAACACAAAUGGCUUCUCCAUAUGGACCAUCUUGUGCUGAAAGGGUAGUGGCCUACUUUGCUAAAGCCAUGGCCAGUAGAGUCAUCAACUCAUGGCUAGGAAUAUGUUCCCCUUUGAUCAAUUACAAGACUGUCCAUGGUGCUUUUCAAGUCUUCAACAACAUCUCACCAUUCAUAAAAUUUGCACAUUUCACCUCAAACCAAGCAAUCCUUGAGGCAUUCCAUCAUCGAGACAGAGUCCAUAUCAUCGACGUGGACAUCAUGCAAGGUCUACAAUGGCCGGCUUUGUUUCAUAUCCUCGCCACUCGCAUGGAAGGUCCUCCACAUGUCACAAUGACAGGAAUUGGGACAUCAAUGGAACUUUUGAUUGAGACAGGGAAACAACUCUCCAAUUUCGCCAAACGCCUUGGUAUGUCAUUCGAGUUCCAUCCAAUAGGGAAAAAUACAGGGGAAAUCGACAUAUCCACGUUGCAAAUCAGGAGAGGAGAGGCUAUAGCCAUACAUUGGCUACAACAUUCCUUGUAUGAUGCCACUGGCCCUGAUUGGAAAACAAUGAGACUUCUCCAAGAACUAUCACCAAGAAUUAUAACACUAGUAGAACAAGAAAUAACACUAGGGGGUAGUUUCUUGGACCGAUUCGUGGGAUCUCUCCAUUACUACUCAACCAUUUUCGACUCAUUAGGAGCUUUCUUCGAGAGUGAUGAUUCAAGCAGGCACGACGUGGAACAUGGCCUGCUUUACAGAGAAAUUAAUAACAUAUUAGCUAUUGGAGGGCCUGCAAGAAAUGGAGAGGACAAAUUUAGGCAUUGGAGAAGUGAGCUAUCAAAAAGUGGAUUCAUGCAAGUGCCAAUGAGUACAAAUUCAAUGGCACAAGCUCAAUUGAUAUUGAAUAUGUUCCCACCAGCUCAUGGUUAUAGCUUAGUGCAAGGUGAUGGAACAUUAAGGCUAGGGUGGAAGGAUACUAGUUUGUUUACUGCAUCUGCAUGGACCUCUCCAAAUUCUAGAUAG
Lycium barbarum (goji berry) is the source of this 1572-nucleotide messenger RNA. RefSeq names its product protein SCARECROW-like. Gene Ontology annotation, molecular function: DNA-binding transcription factor activity; sequence-specific DNA binding. Gene Ontology annotation, biological process: regulation of DNA-templated transcription. The record is from RefSeq and is a predicted model, not a curated record. Lineage: Eukaryota; Viridiplantae; Streptophyta; Magnoliopsida; Solanales; Solanaceae. Bases 1 to 1572 code for a protein of 523 amino acids. Gene Ontology annotation, cellular component: nucleus. The transcript has a single exon.